UUGCGAUCAUAUCGAGGAAAAUUGGUUUAUCGACCGUAUAAAAAGUAUGAUUUUGAGAUGGACGAGAAGAAAUAUGAUGUUUAUGGGAAUACAACUGAGGAAAGGGUGAGUUUUUUAAGAUGAGCAAUACCUAAAUUGUACAUUUUUGAUGAAAUUUCAUGAAAAAUUGAUUAUGGGCCUAUGCAGAAUAAUAUUUUUGAGUAGAGACAAUGUGAAAUUGAGAGAGUGCAGACAGAAAAAUUGGUUUUUCGCAUAAAAAUACAAAAGACUGUCUGCACUCUCUCAAUUUCACAUUGUCUCUACUCAAAAAUAACAAACUAUAUAUUUAGUUUUUUUCAGGAAAAAUAUGUUUUUUUUAUUACAAAAUAUAAUUCUGCAUAGGCCCAUAAUGAAAAUUUAUAACAUGAGCAAUGCUUCAGCUAAUUUUUAGUAUGGGAAUAGAAAUAGGAAUUUUUAAUAUGAGCAAUAUCCUGAAAAUUUAUAAAAUGAGCAAUUCUAGCACAAAAUCCACCAAAAAUCCCAAUUCUUUCCAGAUAGCCAAACUCGAUCCAAAACCAACCGAUUGGGUAAUCCACGAAAACGAAGACAGCGAAAAUAAAGAGGAUUUGGUGACAAUUGAAGAUGAUUUCAUCAACAUCUACGCAGUCACAAUAUCACAUAUCGCAUGCGAUGGACCAUUCUCACCGACUGCAAAAUUGGAAGAUAAUCGCAUCUUUUUGUCGUAUAUUUUGAAACGGGAUGUUACAACACGGGUUGAUAUUGCGAAAUAUUUGUUGGCCAUUGAACAUCAGGCACAUUUGGAUUUGCCGUUUGUCAAGGUUGGUUGAAUUUUUUGGGAAAAUUAGGUUUUAAAAAUUGGAAUUUUCAAAAGCCCUAGGAGAUUUUUGAUAAAAAUAAUCUUUUUUUCCGUUUUUUUUUCAAAUAUUCUUUGAAACUGUUCAAAUCUCUAAUUCUUGAAAAAAUACGUUUCAAAAAUUUUAAUAGAACAUUUGAAAUUUUAAUUUUUGAUUGAUUUACGAAGUGAAACUUUGAUGCAAAGCUGGAAUUUUCAAAAGCCCUAGGAGAUUUAAUGCUAGAAAAACUUUUUUUCUGGUUUUUUUCAAAUAUACUUUGAAAUUGUUCAAAUCUCUAAUUCUUGGAAAAAUACGUUUCAAAAAUUUUUUAAUAAAAAUUUUGAAAAUUCAAUUUUAAUGUUCUUCAACUCUCCGUUUUCAUAAGUACGCUAAAAACAAGAAAAGUAGGAAGGUUUUCAAGUAGCUAGAAGUUAUAUUUCUCAAGUAGCCGCGCCUUGGAAGUUCAAUUGUCAAGUAUCAGCGCCUAGGAAGACUCGUUCUCAAGUAGCGGCUCCUAGAAAAUCUUAUUUUGUAGGAUCCGCACCUAGAGAUCCACUAUGACUCAAGGAGCCGCGCCCUGUGAGCUUCUUUACCAAGUAGCCCAUCCUAGAAAUUCUAGUUCUCAAGGAGCAGCGCCUAGAGAACCUAAUUGUCUAGGAACCGCAUCUAGAAAUCCAAUAUGACAAGGAGCAGAGCCUAGAAAUAUUUUCAAACUCUACAAAUUUUUAAAAAUGAGGAAGAACUUCCCAAUUUGAAAAUCCCCAUACAAAAUUUGCCAAAUUUGUUGUUUUGCUCUUUUCCCUGUCAUUGAAAAAUUGCAGGUUGUCGAAGUCUCGUCAUUAUCUCUCGAUGUCAUCGACGAAGGAUCAUAUGUUGUUGUAGAUGGUGAAGUCGUCGAAACAAAAACAUUAAAAGUGACAACGACUCGCAAUAAUAUGGCUGUUUUUUCGCCAUCCUCCGAUUAA
Messenger RNA from Caenorhabditis angaria, 1798 nucleotides. The record is from the annotation of a GenBank genome assembly. NCBI's taxonomy places the organism in Eukaryota, Metazoa, Nematoda, Chromadorea, Rhabditida, Rhabditidae.